Messenger RNA from Periophthalmus magnuspinnatus, 5613 nucleotides. It is a transcript of the gene coro2ba, whose product is annotated as coronin, actin binding protein, 2Ba. The transcript has 12 exons. The coding region runs from base 236 to 1669 and encodes 477 amino acids. Gene Ontology annotation, biological process: actin filament organization. The record is from RefSeq and is a predicted model, not a curated record. Gene Ontology annotation, molecular function: actin filament binding. NCBI's taxonomy places the organism in Eukaryota, Metazoa, Chordata, Actinopteri, Gobiiformes, Gobiidae.
ACACACAGUAGCAGCAGAGACGGAGAGGCUGAUAUCCUAUCCUGGGACAACUUUCAGCAGAGGAGUGCAUGCGUGCUGAAGAGGGGAGGACCACGGAGAGGACACUAGGAGGGCAUCUGGGAUAGUAAUACAGAGACGGGGUGGACAGAGGCUGGGACUGUCCGGGCUGUAGAGUUUAUGUGAGAGGAGAGAGAGAGAGAGAGAGAAGCAGCAUCAGUGUGGCUCUGCUGUGAAGAUGUCAUGGCGUCCGACCUACCGAAGCUCCAAGUUUCGAAACGUUUACGGGAAAGUGGCGAACCGCGAGCACUGCUUCGACGGCGUGCCCAUCACCAAGAACGUGCACGACAGCCAUUUCUGCGCCGUCAAUGCCAAGUACAUCGCCGUGGUGACGGAGAGCGCGGGCGGGGGCAGCUUCAUCGUCAUACCCAUCAGCCAGUCCGGGCGUUUGGACUCACACCACCCCAAAGUCUGUGGUCACCAGGGGAAUGUUCUGGACAUCAAGUGGAACCCCUUCUUUGAGAACAUCAUUGCGUCCUGCUCAGAAGACACCUCUGUGCGUGUAUGGGAGAUCCCUGAGGGCGGGCUGAGGCGUAACAUGAACGCCGCCCUGCUGGAGCUAUAUGGACACAGCAGACGAGUGGGGCUUAUCGAGUGGCACCCCACCAGCAGCGGCAUCCUAUUCAGCGCCGGCUACGACUACAAGAUCCUGAUCUGGAACUUGGAGCUGGGGGAGCCGGUGAAGAUGAUCGACUGUCACUCAGACGUGGUCCUCAGCAUGUCCUUCAACACGGACGGCAGCCUGUUAGCCACCAGCUGUAAGGACCGCAAGCUCAGGGUCAUCGAGCCGCGCUCAGGCCGAGUGCUGCAGGAGGCCAACUGUAAAAACCACCGUGUGAACCGCGUGGUGUUCCUUGGCAACAUGAAGCGUUUGCUGACCACCGGCUUCUCCCGCUGGAACACGAGACAGAUCGCCUUAUGGGACCAGGAGGACCUGUCCAUGCCCAUGGUGGAGGAGGACAUAGAUGGACUCUCUGGACUACUCUUCCCCUUCUAUGACGCAGACACUCACAUGCUGUAUCUUGCAGGAAAGGGAGAUGGGAACAUCCGGUACUUUGAGGUGACCACGGAGAAGCCGUACCUGCAGUACCUGAUGGAGUUUAGGUCCCCUGCACCACAGAAGGGGCUGGGAGUGAUGCCAAAGCACGGUCUGGACGUCGGAGCCUGUGAGGUGUUUCGCUUCUACAAACUGAUACCUCUGAAGGGCCUGAUUGAGCCCAUCUCCAUGAUCGUGCCUAGGAGGUCGGACACGUACCAGGAGGACAUCUACCCCAUGACCGCAGGCACAGAGCCUGCACUGUCUGCAGCAGAGUGGCUCAGUGGCAUCAACAGAGACCCGGUGCUGAUGUCUCUGAAAGAGGGCUACAGCCGGCCGAACCAGCUGGUGUUCAAAGCCCCAGUGAAGAAGGAGAAGAGAGAGGUGGUGGUGAACGGCAUCGAUCUGCUGGAGAACGUGCCGCCCAGAACUGAGAACGAGAUGCUACGGAUGUUCUUCAGGCAGCAGGAGGAGCUGAGGAGGCUGAAGGACGAGCUGGCCUCUAAAGACGUGAGAAUACGACAGCUGGAGCUGGAGCUCAACAACCUGAAGAACGUCAGCCCCAACGGAGUCUGACCUUUGACCCCUAACCAACCUGAAGAACGUCUGACCUUUGACCCUUGUGACCCCUCUACAACUUGAAGAUGCCAGAUCGAAAGGUGUCUGUCAUUUGACUCCUGUGACCCUUAAACAACUUGAAGAACAUCUGACCUUUGACCCCUGUGACCCGUCUACAACCUGAAGAACGUCAGCCCCAAUGUAGUCUGGCCUUUGACUCCCGUGACUCUUAAACAAGCUGAAGAACAUCUGACCUUUCACACCUCCACAACCCAAAGAACAUUAGCUCCAACGGAGUCUGACCUCUACAACCUGAAGAGUAUCGUAUGACCUUUGACCCCUCGACCACCCGUAGAACGUCUGACCUUUGCCCCUUGAUUACCUGAAGAACAUCAGACAUUCAACUCCUUAACCACCUGAAGAACAUCAGCCCCAAUGGAGUUUAACCUCCCACAGUUCUGGGCCCACCCCUGCCUUUGGGACAUGCCAUUACCUGAUUUCGACUUGUCUUCCUGAUUUGAAGCCCGGUUUAGGCCAGUUGUCAAUGAAGAAAUAACACGUUUUACAGUUAAAUACUUCACCAAUAUAUUAAAUUCCUAGUUCUUUGUAGGACAGUGUAAACUCCAGGCUGGAGAACUUCAGAUCAUACCAUUAAUCUAACUAAGUAAUUGUGUUGAAUUGAUAUAGUUCUUAUUCAUUCACUCCAUACUCAGUGGUGGUCACUUACUGCUACGGCCACAGCUGCCCUGGGGUAGACUGACAGAAGGAAGGCUACCAGUACGCGCCAUCGGUCCCUCUGUCGACUACUAAUCAUAUUAAGCAAGAUUGAUCCUUUUUGUAAGAUACUGAUUUAUUAAAAGUAUUGCAUUUAAACAGACGUACUUGUGACUAGUGAACAUAUUACAUUAUUUAAGACUAAAAUCAGUUAAAAGACACAUCACCAAAGAGUCCAAAUCUGGUAAUGACAUCCCAGCCCCUCCCACGUGUAGUCUGUAUAGAGUUUUUAAGUGACCCAGGACCAAUGGCACGGAUGGGUUCACAUUAUGUCAUAAGCCCCUGUUUCUGCUGUAUCCAACUGUAUAUGGAACUGGUAACCAUUUGUACUUGUGACAUCAGACUCGACUACUCCACACGUGCUCAGUACUGGCAACGACGACUUCUUAGUAUUAAUGCAAUGUUAGCUUCUGUUUUUCUAAUUUUCACUGUACAUUUUGCCAGAUAUUGUAAAAUGCCACUUUGCCUUUCCUGUUAUUUAUGUGGCAAUACGAGGGCCAUGGACUGUUCUGACAUGUCCCAAACUCUGUCCUCCUCGCCGCCUUUUGGAAGCAAAAUGGAGGAGAAAGACUGGCUCCUGUUCUUCCGCCCUAAGCCUUAGUCUCUGCUGCGGUAUACUCAAAAUGGCCGACAUCAAACGCUUGCACCAAACACAUUUAUGGAUUUAGCAUCACCUUUCACUAGCUGCUAAUAUCCUUUGUUUUCAGGUCCUUUGCUGUCAGGGCCGUUUCUAGCUUUAAGCAGGCUGAGUACGCGCACGGGGGCCCAUAAGCUACAAGGGGGCCUCAAGAAGAAGACGACUGUUAAAGCAGACCUAUUAUGCAAAAUUGACUUUUUAAAGCUUUUACCCAUAUGUUAUAGGCAUUUCAUUUUCUUAUUCACAGUCUCAAAGUUGUUUUUAUAGUGUUUCCUGCAUGUUUGAGUAAUCUUUUUCUCCUCUUUUCACGACGUCAUUGCUCUAAUCCACCACCGUCGGCACACUGCUAUGUACUUACCUCAACCUUCAGUUUUAUUUUUAGAAUUGCUGAUACGUGUAGGAUUCGGCAGCGUCGUGUAGUCAUUUUGGUGCAAAUAAACAAAAAAAAAAUCCACUACUUGCUAAUAUGAUGUGCAGCUAGGCAUAAGAGGCUCAUUUGUUGUGAUGGUGUUUAUGGCAACGUUAACUCCGCUCCCAUUGGGCACCGCAAAAAUCAGCAGACACAAACACGAUAGGUCUUCUUUAAACGGAAUCUAUGUUUUGUUAUUAUUAUCAAUUGCAGUUACAACAUUUGAUUUAAUUUCAUAAGCACUUUGUUAAAUAAUUUAGCAUAAUAUAACAACUGGCCUUCAAUUAUAAUUCUUAAUUCAUACAGCCUCAUUACUUUACAUCUUCGUUUUAUUUUAGCUUCAUUUUAUCUGAAUCUAUAUCUAGCUAGAGGCCCCCAUACGGAGCAUCUUGCACGUGGGCCCCCCUUAAAGCCACAAACGGCCCUGCGUUCUGAUAUUAAAAUGGACUACGGUUAUCUAUGGAUAUUCUAAGUGUUGCUAGUUUUUACUGAGGGCUACUUUUGACGAUACAGGAGGUGUAAAGUAUUCGUUUCUAUUUAUUUUUCCAUGUUUUUAGCCAAUAACCUUGUAUAUUUGUUAAUCCCAAUGUUUUUGUAUUAAUUGUAAGUUGACUAUUUUUGAUGCUUUGGCUGAAUGAUGCUGAGAGAAAGUCAUGUGUUGAUAUUUUGCUGUUAAUUGUGCCGUUGUCCUUUUCUACUCUGAUGUGUUGGGAAAAGUCGUGGAGAAAAGUGUGAGAAGAAUGUGACAGUGAGAGCAUGAAGUGAUAUUUUGGGACAGUUGUAUGUGGAAUAAAUCUGAAGUCUUUAUGAGCACAGCUGGUAAAGCACAAGUAACCUACCAAAUUGACUGCAAAAAGUAAUUUCUAGGUUGAAAAAAAGUUCAAAUUAAACUUUUUUUUAAAAUAGAUUUGACUUGACAAGUUAUCUACCAAUGGAAUAGUUUUUUUAACAUCAUUCAAGCAACAAUAUCAUUCAACUUUCUUAUUUUGAUGGUUGUUUUUUUUUUUUUCUUAAGUGUAACGAAAUGUAUUUUGAUGUGUGAUUCAAGUCGUUUUAACUUGAAAUAUUUAGUUUACAUUUUGCAGCUUACGUAAUGUUGCACUAUGAGCCUUUUCUGGCGAAGGACACAUUUGGCUUCUCUUCUUAAAAGUAACAUAAAGUAACUUAAACAAUUCGAAGUAACAACUAAUAAAAGCACAAAUUGGUGAACAUUUAUGGAUUUGUAAUGUCAUCGCAAUCUAAAGUCCUGCACCCAUUUUUUUCCAUGUAUUUGCGCAGUACAGAUAUAUUGUAGAAGCAGCUCUUGAGGUCAAAAUAAGUCUGCUGUGUACUUGUCCAAUAAUCAGUAAGUGCAUGGUUAGCAUACUAGCUGCUGUUAGCUUUACAGUGACAGCUAAACUCCACUCUGGUUUCUGAAAACAAAUGCAUAAGUUAAGUGAGGAGUAACUUCGGACCACUGCAAAACGUCUAAAAUGAACUAGUUUUUUAAGACAGGAAAAUUGCAGCAGUAUUAAUUGAAUGUCUUAAUGGUUACAAAUUCCACAUACAACUUUAUUCCAAACUUAACACUCCCGGAAUAUCACUUUCCAGUUUGUAAACAGGGCUUGACACGAACAUCUCCACUGUUAGAUAAGUCAAGCCCUGCACACGGUGAUGUGUUUUACAGUGUAGAGGCCGUAGGUUUUGGAGUGUAUGAACAGAUGUGUGUCAUUUUGGACUGAUCACAUGUGAUGAUUGUAAUGUUUGCACAAGUGUGUACAGAGACUUAAAAGCCAUCGCAACUGAACGACUUUGAAAUAUUUGGAAACAAUUAGUGCUGGAGAUAUGGACUUGCUUUGUUUUGUUUUGUAUGCGUGCGCUUGGUUAUUGCUCUCCAUGUGCUUCCUGCUUCAGCUGCACUGUGUCCCCGAAUGCCCCUGCGGUGUGCGGAAAGACUGCGGACUUCAUAUAUAAAAGGGAUUUAUUGAAGUGAAUGCGAGGGAAAAGAAACAUCAUUUGGACUAAUGACAGUGGGUUGAACAGAGUGUAAAGUCACUGAGGUAGGCCAAUCUGACCAUUACAUAGAAGAGUGAAAACAUAUUCCCAAUAACUGACAAUUUUUCCAGAGAUUACACUUUGAAACAAUAAAUUUUUCAAAUGCUG